AUCAAUUGAGUAGCAGCGAGUAUGGAAUCGAUGUCCAGGAUGAAACAUUACAACGCGGGGCCUAGCCAUGCGGGGCCUUGCCUCCUGCCCUCGUCUGAUUGCAUUUACUUUAAUUCUCAGCUUAAGUUGAAUUUGUCUUCAACUGGCUCACUACUUUGAAACUUUUUUUUACUUUAAAUAUUUCUAUGUUUUUUUUAUUUCACCAGGCAUAGCCCACUUGAGCUACACCGCUCUUUUUCAGAAGCGACCUGCCCACAACGCAGUGGGCUUUUCAACGUGUGGAAAUGUUUAUCGGUCAAAUACUCUAAACGCGUGGUGAUGUUGACUCUAAAUGUGCAGGGAAAACCGCAGGAUCCGGAGGAAAAUCCACGCGACCACGGAGAGAGGACACGCAAACUCCAAAUAUACAGCCAUAAUACAUCGCAUAAAUGAAUAAAUAUGCCGUUAACCCCGCCACCACCCGACACAGCCAAUUAGUCAGGGUUUAUCACGUAAACAGAACGUGGCCAAUGCGUCACUAGUACAACACUAGUGUGUAGUGUAGUGUAUAGUGGAGUGUAUAGUAGUGUGUGUACUAGUACAGCAUAUCGGUGUGUUGGAGAGCCAAGCCACAACAAUUACAAUCUGAGUACAACGUUUUGACAGUAAUUACAACCAGCUUCAUCAGACAGCCAAAUGUUGCGGCUUGGCUCUGUGGGAAUAUAAAUCGGCUCACUGGGUUCAUAGUGCAGCACGCUAACCGUUGCACUACCGCUCCCCACUCACGCACACACUUUAUCGGAAGUAUAGUAUCUAGUAAUAACUAAGUUUCCCGGCUUAGCUCAGGUCUCAGUAAUCAAACAUUAAGAGUAAUGUCUUGCCAUGCUGGCUUUAUUACAAUUAUUGAAUUCUGCAAAUGAAGUCUGUAAAUGUGCGUAUAUUGUCACGGUUUUGUGGUUGUGUUAUACAUUAGCACGGCUUGUUUGUUUCAUAAUGAGGACAGCUUUUAAAUACGUUACCCUUGGAGAGCUUCAGGAUAGACAAUGUUGGAUGUUUUGCCAUCUGGUAGUGUUGGCACAAUUUGGUUCCCAAAAAAGUUAACAUGCACAAAGUUUGCUUCAUAUAGAUUUUCCCAUGUUUUGUCUUGGAAGUGUUUUUGUGUAUGGUUUCUCAAUGGUAAUUUCAAUUGUUUAGUUUUUUUUAUUUUCCUUUUACCUCAUGCCAUUAUUUAGGUAAGGCUUAAGUAUUGAAUAUCGCACUUUUGGCUUUGCGAGGCACUUUCCCAGAUCGUAACCUCUGAUAUUCAAGGGGCUGAGGAGUGCCGAUUUUCAGCAAAAACUAGAUCUCUGCUUUAUAGAUGUAAUUAAGGCAUAUAGUACCAUAUAGAGGCUUGGGGCUUUGGGUUCUUUGUUUUUUACGUCUCUGCCUCUGUUCACAUUCUUUGAUGAUUUUUAUGAUUUUGGGAAAGCCCGUCUCGAGUUGUGUGACCAGGAGUCUGAGUCAUUUCCUGUUCAACUUGGCUUGUGACAGAAAUUCACUUUGGCCCCAUGCAUUACAUUACAGAGCAUCUUCAUAUAAUUGUCGUUUGAGAAGCUCUCAAUGGCUCUAGAAAUAAAUAGCAUUUGUUACGGUUAAAAUUAUAAGCGCAUCGAUGCUUGGUUAUAGUUAAGGGAUCGUUCCCUGGUCAACCAUGUUAUAUCUGCUGAUGAUCUGGUAAUGGCUGCUCAAUGAGAUGGGGUUGGAGAAUCUUGUUCUGUGGCUGGAUAAUUCCAUCAUGAAAUGGGGCCUUUCGUAUGUUCCACAAAAUAAAUCACCUGCCUGGGAAUUUGAUUUCAUACAACACUUUUUCCUGCUCAACUCUCCAUGAGUAAUCAGACAGUUCUACAAGUGGUGGAGGAGCUCCCAUACCUGGUUAAUGUGUUUUCACGACCAGCUUUGGUUUGGCAGCCAAAGUCUCACUUAAAAUUAGUCGAGCAGCAUUCUUUCAUUAGACUGUACUGUGUAACACUGUGUGGAAGCUGCCUGGACUUUUGCACCAUACAAAGCUGUGAGUGUCCAUCAUCAAGGUCUAGUCUGUCUGAGACCAUCCCUCUCCCUGCCAUACUGGCAUCGCACCUGCCUCUCACUCUUCGUACUGUGGAUGGUGGGCGCACAGGACGGUGCCAUGUAGCCAUUCCAGGCUGGGUCCAAAUGGGUUACGUGGGUCACCAAGCCACCAGGCCUCAUUCCACGAGUGAUAUCAAUAUACAAUAUAUGUAACGAGGCCCCCCAAUAGACUGCCCCUGGAACUGUAUCGGGCACCUCUCACUGAGGGAAGUCCCCGGGGCCCGGGCCAGGACAUUCUGGUGGGAUUGUCUCUUGGCUGGCUUUGGAACGCCUGGGAAUUCCCCAGGAAGAUCCAGAGUCUGUCACCAGGGAAACGAAGGUCUGGAGUGCCCUACUGAAUGUGCUGCCGCCACAACGCUCACCAAGACAAGAGGAUUUAGAAAUAAACGAACGAACAAAGCUGUGAGUCUUCUUGGCCACAGAUAUUACUCCUUUCUCUGUGGAUGCAAAAUAUUAACUUACUUAAAGGACUGUCUGUUCUGGCUUAUAAUUAAGACUGGCCAGCCUAUGAUCCCCUCUUUUGAACCAAAGAAGAUUGUAUUAGAACCUUACAGAUCCCUAAAAUAUCAGUACAGAACAUAAUCAGCGAGUUUCUUUGGCAGGCCAAGCUGCAUUGGUUGGGUCAUGAAUCCCGCAUAAACAGACAGCAUGCUCAAGCAUCUUCUGUUAGUCCAGGUGUUACGAGCUAAACACACAUGGCAUUGGCUUGAAAAGAGAUUGGAGGAUGUGGAGGUGAUCAGACCUGCUGAUGACUGGUACCAGGAGUGUCAUGAUCGGCCUCUGUGGAGGAGGCCCGUGAUAUAUGCUGCAGGGCAGUUGGAGAUAUUUGCUCUGCAACAACAGUGAGGUCGGAGGAGCAAUGCUCACUUGAAUGGGUGGAACGCUGGGUGCCUAAAAUGCAGCAAGACAGGGGGAAGCACAGCUGGUGCAUCUGUCAAUCAUCUCAGUCAUUCAUCCCUUGACACCUGGAUCAUUGCCAUUACCUGCUGACAAGUGAUCCACACUUACAUGGCAUUCAUGUGAAAUGUAUGUGUUGUGAGUUCAACUGAGUCGCAGACGCACACUUGGAGGCAACACAUUUAUUUAACACCAACACACGGUGUUACUGCCCCUUAGCAGAAUAACAACCUGUGGUGGUAACCACCAGGCUAACUGCACUAAUUACAACGUAACGAGCUACGGACCGGGACCACGGCUCGGGUCCAGUUCCACGUGUUGUAGACUUGGUGGAACUUAGACGAAGGUUUUUUCAGGUUGAACAACAACGCCGGUCCCUCUGGGGGACCCGGCUUAUAUUCUCUGCGGUGUGGCUGGCUCCGCCCUUGGCCACGACCACCUUCCAGAAUCCUCGAGCAGGAUCUGGACCCCGACCACGUGACCACCCCGAGCGCCCACUUUGGGCCCCUUUGUGCCCUCUCGGGUCAACCAGAGUGCCAUCGCCUGUCGUAACCUCAUUCCUACAACCGGCACUCCCACACCCUAUCCUGUAGGGCCAGCACUGCAUGCCAAGCGUGGUGCCAUCCUGCGCUAUCAGUCAGCGCUCACCGAUCCCCUCUAGGGCCGGUACUACACCCACCAUCGUGGUAUCCGCGAUGUCGUUACACCGCACGCCAUAUUUCUCUAGGGCCGGCACUACACAGUGACAUCCCGCGAUGUCACUACAUCUGUAAGAGUUUAUUUAUGUGGGGAGCGGUGGCGCAGUUAUUACACUGUGUAACAAAAAAACAUUUUGUUCCUGUAUUAUGAAAUCAAUAAUUAGAGUUUGAUUAUCUCCGACAACAAACGUAAUUGAUAAGUUAAAACGUAACUUCUUGUGGGUCUCGGCUAUGUUGAUUUAUCCUCCAUUGGUGAAGUGAGUGAAGCAUUAAUACUGAGCAGAUUAAGGUGGCCAGGCAUGGUUCUGGACACACCACCAUCUUUUUACCAUGCCAGUGUGUGACAGUGUAAAGUAUAUUAACUCUUUUGAACACGGAGGUUAAAUCAAAAUAAUAGUUUAUUUUUGUUUUCCCCUGGAACUUUUUAUAAGAAUGGAAACAGGAAAUUAACACGGCACAUAUGCAGCUGAAAUCUGAGCCUGGCUUCACACCUCUAAGUUGCGAUUGAACAUUAAUUUAUGCUUUUCUGCAUAAUUCAAACAGUAUUAUUUUCAACACUCUUUGCUUUGUUAGCCGAAUUUAGCUUUCAUAAAUAUUCAUUUUCUAGCCAGACAACCGAAAUUGUGUGCUUGGAGUUUUGGGUUAACAUUCAUUUUGAAGAUACUCGGGCUUCCAGGCAUAUUUAUGACCAUUUGCCCUCUCAGUGUUUGUCAUAACAGCCCGUGUGAUGAAUUUGCUAAUAUUUUUCACUAUAUCAUGAACAUAUGAAUAAGUAUAGACGUGUCAGUCAUGUGUAACUGUGUAUAUAUGUAUUCCUCUGUGCCUCGAUACUUACGUAGAUGGUGUGGAUAUUCUCUUUUUUCUGUCUGCAGCUGACGCUUCCUCUGCAGAAUUGGUCUGAUGGAGCAAAGGCGCUCAGCGCAGCGCGGUACAAAAAGGCAACAAUGCGACCAGUGUGCAUACAGCACGGAUCGUCCUGGCUAUUUGACACAGCACCAGAGAACUCACACAGGAGAGAAAAUCGUUAGGUGCACGUGUGACAAGUCAUUUGCAUGGUCAGCAAGUCUUAAAAAACAUCAGAGAAUACACACAGGAGAGAAACCCUUCAAGUGCAGUGUGUGUGGGAAGGCGUUUUCACAGUCAUAUAAUCUUGUAUCACACCAGAGAACACACACGGUAGAGAAACCCUUCAGGUGCACUUUGUGCGGGAAGGCAUUUGCAGACUUAUCAAAUGUUAAACAACACCAGAGAACACACACGGAAGAGAAACCUUUCAAGUGCACUGUCUGUGAGAAGGCAUUUUCAUGUCCAUCAGGUCUUAAUUGCCACCAGAGAACACACACGGGAGAGAAACCCUUCAGGUGCACUCUGUGCGGGAAGGCGUUUGCACAGUCAUCAAAUCUUAAAAGACACCUGAGGACAUACAAUCAUCAGAAGAUCCCCAAGGAGUGGAGUCUGAAAUCGGCUUGUGAAAGUCAAAGUGCUGCAAUCAGCCCAUCCCUCAUGAAACCAGAACUAAAUCCCAGCUUGGACACUUUUAAAGGUAUCAAGGUGAAAUGUGAAGAAGUGAUGAGCAAAGAAAUGAAAUGUGAAGUGAUGGUGAAGAGCGAAAAAGUGAUGGUAAACUGUGAAGAUGAAGAGUCAACUCCGAAAUUGGACCUUCACAUCGAGGGUGGCAACGUGAAGCAGGAGGAGAUUUCUGACUGUGAGGCAGAGGGAGGCAACUCCCAGCAGUUUGUGGAAGUGGAGGUGUGGGUGGACUUCUUAGACAAUACAAAGUCAAAUGGAGACCCGGUAAUGGAAGUCGGCCCGACGGGAGCUGAGGAGGUUGAAGUCGCAGCGGCAAUCCCGGGCGAAAUGGCCUCGUCGGCCACACUUAAAACAUGUGGCUGCCGCCGCCCGGCGAUCGGUCCCCGCUCGUGGACGUCCGGCCCUGUCACGCUGCUCGCGCGGCCAGCGUUUCGGGACCCAGCGAGGAACAGCUGCCAUCACCUCGUCGUCGUUGGAGUCGUUGGAGCCGUGGACGACACGACCCGCCAUCGGCGGCUCGUAGAACUCCGCCAUUUCCGCGAAGCGUCACGCAGCGUCUUUUUCUUACUCGCCGAGAUGGAGCGGAAGACUGCCAAGGAGACGUCGUCCAAUAGCGUGGGCAGAGCCUCCAGCGCUUCUGCCUCCGUCCAUCGCACCGACCGAAAGGCUGACUCGAACCGCCACGUGAACGCGCAUCAGUCGCCCCCGCCAGAGACGUCGCCUCGCCGGCCUGUCGUCGAUGCGUGGUGUCGGGGAGAGCGGCAGACGGCGGUAGAGGACUCGUGGCUCCCAGCAGCUCGUCCUCAUCCGCCUCGACAUCUUCAUCCGAUGGAGGAUCCGAAUAUUCCGUCUCCAGCAUCUGCUUCAUCUUCCGACGACGAUGGCCUUCCUCCAACGGUGGACCUGACUCCGAUGGAGGACGAGAUCCGUGCUGGGACGAGUGCGGGUCCGGGGGUCCAAGAUGUCGCCGCGUCGGCGGACCCGUCUGCACCGAAGGACGCGGAUUUAAGAUGGAGUCAGAUGGCGGAGCAACUUGAAACACUCAAGAACGUACUUGCACAGUUGUGUGAGCUCGUUACGCCGAGGACGGCGUCGGAAGGAGACUUUAACCUGCGCUGGUGGAAACAAGUUACGGCGUGGACGGGGGGGCCCAUCGUCGAAGGGGGAGCCUUGGGUUGGGACCCCAAGAAGGCAGUUUAUGUGCCUGACGAGAGGAGCCCGCAGGAGCUGUCAGCCGCCGCUGCUCCGUGGCCGGGCCGCGGUGGGCCGGGACCGCAGGCUGCGCCGCCGAUACGGCCGCGUCAGGACGGGGUGCCCGCCGCGCGGCGCAACGACAUCGAAUGUUUCCGCUGCGGGCGUAAGGGCCAUUACGCCAGGGACUGCUGGGCCCGCGUCCCUGGUUCGCCCCAGCAGGAGGCCUCGGCAGCGGCCGCUCCAAGGAAGGAUUCUCCAGCACAGUUCCUCUGCAGAUUUGGUCUGAUGGAGCAAAGGUGCUCAGCACAGCUCGGUACAAAAAGGCACCAAUGCGACCAGUGUGCAUACAGCACGGAUCGUCCUGGCCAUUUGACACAGCACCAGAGAACUCACACAGGAGAGAAACUCUUCAGGUGCACUCUUUGUGACAAGGCAUUUGCAUGGUCAUCAUGUCUUCAAAAACAUCAGAGAAUACACACAGGAGAGAAACCCUUCAAGUGCAGUGUGUGUGGGAAGGCGUUUUCACAGUCAUCUAAUCUUGUAUCACACCAGAGAACACACACAGGAGAGAAACCCUUCAGGUGCACUUUGUGCGGGAAGGCUUUUGCAGACUUAUCAAAUUUUAAACAACACCAGAGAACACACACGGAAGAGAAACCUUUCCAAUGCACUUUGUGUGAGAAGGCAUUUGCAUGUCCAUCAGGUCUUAAUUGCCACCAGAGAACACACACAGGAGAGAAACCCUUCAGGUGCACUCUGUGUGGGAAGGCGUUUGCACGGUCAUCAAAUCUUAAAAGACACCGGAGGACAUACAAUCAUCAGAAGAUCCCCAAGGAGUGGAGUCUGAAAUCGGCUUGUGAAAGUCAAAGUGCUGCAAUCAGCCCAUCCCUCAUGAAACCAGAACUAAAUCCCAGCUUGGACACUUUUAAAGGUAUCAAGGUGAAAUGUGAAGAGGCGAAGGUGAAAUGUGAAGAGGCGAAGGUGAAAUGUGAAAAAGUGAUGAAGAGCGAAGAAGUGAAGAUGAAAUGUGUAGAAUUGAUGGUGAAGAGCAAAGAAGUGAUGGUCAACUGUGAAGAUGAAGAUUCAACCCCAAAAUCGGACCUUCACAUCGAUGGAGGCAACGUGAAGCAGGAGGAGAUUUCUGACUGUAAGGCAGAGGGAGGCAACUCCCAGCAGUUUGUGGAAGUGGAGGUGUGGGUGGACUUCUUAGACAAUACAAAGUCAAAUAGAGACCCGGUCGAUGUGAGAGAGAAACCCUUCAAAUGCCCUGUGUGUGACAAGGCAUUUACACGGUCAUCAGGUCUUUAUAGACACCAGAGAACACACACAGGAGAGAAACUCUUCACGUGCACUGUGUGCUGGAAGGGGUUUUCACAGUCAUCCGGUCUUGUAUCACACCAAAGAACACACACGGGAGAGAAAGCCUUUAGGUGCACUCUGUGCGGGAAGGCGUAUGCACAAUUACAACAUCUACAAAAACACCAGAGAACACACACGGGAGAGAAACCCUUCAAUUGCACUCUGUGUGGGAAGGUGUUUGCACAAUCACAACAUCUACAAAAUCACCAGAGAACACACACGGGAGAGAAACCCUUCAGGUGCACUGUGUGUGACAAGGCAUUUUUAAAUUCAUCAGUUGUGAGGAAGCACCAGAGAACACACACGAGAGAGAAACCCUUCAGUUGCACUCUAUGUGAGAAGGCGUUUGCACAGGCCUCUGCUCUUGUAUUACAUCAGAGAACUCACACGGGAGAGAAAUCCUUCAGGUGCACUGUGUGUGACAAGGAAUUUUUAUAUCCAUCAGUUCUAAGGAACCACCAGAGAACACACACGGGAGAGAAACCCUUCAGUUGCACUCUGUGUGAGAAGGCGUUUGCACAGUCAUCAAGACUUAAACAUCACCAGAGGACACACAAGCAUCAGAAGAUCCCCAAGAAAUGGAGUCUGAAAUCGGCUUGUGAAAGUCAAAGUGCUGCAAUGAGCCCAUCCCUCAUGAAACCAGAAGUAAAUCCCAGCUUGGACACUUUUAAAGGUAUCAAGGUGAAAUGUGGGAAAACCGCAGGAUCCAGAGGAGAAUCCACGCGACUACGGAGAUAG
Messenger RNA from Lethenteron reissneri (Far Eastern brook lamprey), 8501 nucleotides. RefSeq lists its product as uncharacterized. Gene Ontology annotation, cellular component: nucleus. The record is from RefSeq and is a predicted model, not a curated record. Gene Ontology annotation, biological process: embryo development; regulation of transcription by RNA polymerase II. Gene Ontology annotation, molecular function: RNA polymerase II transcription regulatory region sequence-specific DNA binding; zinc ion binding; DNA-binding transcription factor activity, RNA polymerase II-specific. Lineage: Eukaryota; Metazoa; Chordata; Hyperoartia; Petromyzontiformes; Petromyzontidae.